Lycium barbarum (goji berry) is the source of this 3138-nucleotide messenger RNA. RefSeq names its product ETHYLENE INSENSITIVE 3-like 3 protein. Gene Ontology annotation, cellular component: nucleus. The transcript has 2 exons. Bases 818 to 2788 code for a protein of 656 amino acids. Gene Ontology annotation, molecular function: DNA binding; DNA-binding transcription factor activity. Lineage: Eukaryota; Viridiplantae; Streptophyta; Magnoliopsida; Solanales; Solanaceae. The record is from RefSeq and is a predicted model, not a curated record.
GGGAGCUAAACAAAGCAAAUAUAGCUUGGGAAUGACGUCAAUGGAACUUUCCCUAUAGGUCCCAAAAAGUUAUUUUGCCUCUCCUUUUUUUGUCCCUUCAAAGCUAUUUGGGUUUUUCCGAUUUGCAACCAUUUUUAGGCGUUUUUUUUUGACCCUUCUCUGUCUUCACAGACACAUUGCAUUUAUAUAUUUUCUUCAUUUCUAAAACCCCUUUUUGCCCUUUUUUAGUUUAUUCCCUUUUUCGGUUGGAAAAAAAAGAAGAUAUAAGUAGAAAAUUUGAUAACCCCUUUUUGGGUUUAAUCUGUUGGCAAAAGAAAAGAAAAAACUCUUGUUUACACAUGGCUGUUAUGGAUGAAAUUGGAAUUGAUAUCAGGUUAGAAAGUUGAAAUUUUCUAGCCCCAAAGAAACUUUUAUUUUUGUGUUUGGUUUUUUAUGUUUUCUUUUCUGGUUGAAUUUUGAGUAAAUUAAUGUAAUAUCUUGAUAGAUGGGAGGAAAUCUGCCAUCACUUGACAAAAAAAUAAUAAUUGUAGCUUUGAUGAUUUUUUGGCUUGUAUUCCUUUAGGUUUUAUGUUUUUUUUGAGAUGUUGGGUGUGUGAAUUUACAGUCUUUUUUGGUUGAAUUACAUGAAUUAAUGGAAUUUCUGAUGUGGGUCCUGCUUGAAAAUUCAAGAAACGAUGUUGGAUAUUGAGAAAUGAGUAUUUGGUAUUGUUGGACUUGUGUUAAAUCUUGAAUUUUGUGACACUUUGAGGAUUAUUGUAUCUUUAUUAGGUGUGUAGUUUUUUUUUUUUCCUUUUUUUUUUAGUUUCAUUUGGUUUCAAUGGAGUACUGUAUGAUUGAUGUUGAUGGAUUGGGCAACAGCUCCGAUAUUGAAGUCGAUGACAUAAGGUGUGACAAUAUAGCGGAAAAGGAUGUGAGUGAUGAAGAGAUUGAUCCUGAGGAAUUGGAGAGGCGAAUGUGGAAAGAUCGUGUAAAGCUCAAGAGGCUUAAGGAAAGGCAGAAGCUUGCAGCACAAGAAGCUGCAGAGAAGCUGCAGAAGAACAAGCAAACCACUGAUCAAGCUCGGAGGAAAAAGAUGUCCAGAGCUCAAGAUGGGAUUUUGAAGUACAUGUUGAAACUUAUGGAGGUUUGCAAGGCUCGAGGAUUUGUUUAUGGGAUUAUACCUGAGAAGGGUAAACCGGUUAGUGGUGCAUCGGAUAAUAUUAGAGCUUGGUGGAAGGAAAAGGUGAAGUUUGAUAAGAAUGGUCCUGCUGCAAUAGCAAAGUAUGAAGCGGAAUGCCAUGCAAAAGGAGAGGGAAUUGGAAAACAAAACGGGAACCCACAAAGUGUUUUGCAGGAUUUGCAGGAUGCUACCUUGGGGUCCCUUUUGUCUUCUUUAAUGCAACAUUGUGAUCCACCUCAACGGAAGUUCCCGUUGGAGAAAGGUGUCUCACCACCCUGGUGGCCAUCAGGGAACGAGGAAUGGUGGGUGAAAAUGGGGCUGCCUAAGGGACAGAAAACACCAUACAAGAAGCCGCAUGAUUUAAAGAAAAUGUUUAAAGUUGGUGUUCUAACUGCUGUUAUAAAGCAUAUGUCACCUGAUAUUGCAAAGAUCAGGAGAUUAGUGCGGCAGUCAAAGUGUUUACAGGAUAAGAUGACUGCAAAGGAGAGCUCAAUAUGGUUAUCUGUUUUAAGCGGAGAGGAAUCUACUAUCCAGCAACCAACCAGUGACAACGGAUCAUCUAGCAUAAGCGAGGCACCUAAUAGAGGUCACGGUCAAAAGAAGAAACCUUCUGUUGAUAGUGGCAGUGAUUAUGAUGUUGAUGAUGUUAAUGUCUCUGCUUCAUCUAGAGAUGAGACGAGAAAUGAACCAUUGGAUGCUCCUCCUCUGAGUGCUGUUCCUCAAUCUCACCAAGGUAAAGAUGGACAACGUCGAAGAAGAAAACGUGCUAGGUCGAACUUUCAACAGACUGAACCUGAUGAUGAGGCUAGAAACGCCUUACCUGAUAUAAACAAUUCCAAUGUGCAGCUUUCAGGGUACAAUACAAAUGAAAGCCAACCGGAGAACAAUAUUGUGGGAGCGAAGAAGCCUGUGGAGAAAAACUCUGCUGAAUUACCAUUAAGAGACUCCAACCUUUCCUUGGUUCCAUCAGCUGAUGCAGUCUCUACAGAGGACGCAUUUGUUAGCAAUGGGCCAUCAAUUUAUCCAAUGUUGGAAAACUCUGUUAUCCCGUAUGAAUCAAGGUUUCAUCUUGGAACUCAAGAUUCUGUUGCGCUGCGCCAGCUUCAUGAUACUCAGUUGCAGAGCAGAACUCAGUUCUCUGGGAUGAAUAAUGAACCUCGAAGUUCGAUAUUUCAUUAUGGACCUCCAAACAAUGGGUUGCAUAACGGACCUCAAAGUUCUGUCCUACAUCAUGAGCUACAGGAUCCGAGUUUCACUCAUGGAUCUCAAUAUUCAAACUUGCAUCAAUCCCCUGUAUAUCAAUAUUAUACACCAUCGGCUGAAUUUGGGUCAGCUCAUGAAGAGCAGCAGUCUCACCUGGCAUUCGGUCAACCUCAGAUUAAGCCACGGGAUUCUGGAGUUAGAAAUGAUAUUUCUAGAGAGGACCACCAAUAUGGAAAAGACACAUUUCAGAAUGAUCAUGAUAGACCUGUUGAGAUGCAUUUUGCAUCUCCAAUCACUAGUGGCUCACCCGAUUAUGCUAGACUCAGCAGUCCAUUUAACUUUGAGCUUGAAGUCCCAAGUGCAUUAGAUGCUGGUGAUUUGGAACUAUUCCUUGAUGAAGACGUUAUGACAUUCUUUGCUUCGUAGGCAGUUAUGUGGAAAAUACAACAUUUAGAAUGAACCACCUGAAGGCUGCGCCAACAUAUUGUGAACUGGAGUGAGUCCUCUCUCAUAAAAUGAGAUCCUGGACUGUAAGUUAUUGUACUCAGCUGUCAAAUUGUAAAUUCAGUGGCAGAAAAUCAUUUUUUUGUCUCUUCUUAGCUUGUCUUUUACAUGUUGUAGACUUGUGCUUCGCGUAAUUGAGAUAGUUUCUGAUUGACUAAGGCAGGAAAGCUAGAGUUCCUUCUUGUUUUCUUUAAUCAUAACAGCCUUUCUCGUCAUGCUAAAAAAUAUUCUUUCAAGUGCUACAUAUGAUAAUGGUUUUUGUAUUUAACCUA